UCAAGUUUCAUGACUUAAAAAUGCCUCCCAACACUCAAGACAUAUUAUAUUAUAGAGAGCCUUGGACUAGAGUGGUUGAAAAAAUAGUUUUGCUACAAUUGAAAAAAGCCUACAAAGAGGAUAGAUGGUUCCCGCAAAAUGAUUAUUGGAACAAAAUUUGUCUUGAUGAAGUGCGUGACGAGUUAUCGGGUCGCCCUUUCUUCCUCAACUACAUCACUCAACAUCAAUAUAAUUUAAAGUAUGUGGAAUGGAAGGUAAGGCAUUUGCAAUUUAAGAUGUUGCUUGAGAAUUUUACUGUUUGGUACGAUGAAGACUCAAACACUGUUUAUGCUGCUCAAGAAACGUGGGACCUCAUUAGUCGGCGGUAUCCCGAUAUGAUGUGUUACAAUCCAGAGGGAGAGGAAAAUUGGGCAAUCUUGAAAGAAUUGUAUGACGAGCCUGAUACUACUACAAGCGAGUCGAGCGCAAACGACGAAUGAAAACAAUUUAUUCAGCUAAUAUAUUAGGGUGUCUUUUAUUUUGUGUGAUUUAAGGCUUUUACUUAUUGUAAUAUUUAUUCGAGUUCUCUUUCUUCUUUAGUGGUUUUGGUGUGUUUUGUUGUGUUUUCUUUUCUUUUUUUUCGAGCCGUUUGGUGUGUGUUGUUGUGUUUUUUUUUUGGUUUUAAAGCUUAAUGUAAUAAGGGAGGAUAUUUUGGAUAUCAUUGCAUUCAAGAAUUUAGUGGUUUUGCCUCUUAUAUAUUCGCCCUUUAAACUAGAACCUUUACGUGGGUAUUUGUCAAAAUAAACAAGCAUAGUUAUUCAAAAUGCCAACACCAAUUUCUCAAGACAUUGUUUAUUAUUACCCACCAUGGUCUCGACCAAUUGAACAUCUUGUUUUAGUCGCAUUCGAUCGUGCAAAAGAGGUCGGCAUUUGGGAGCCUGGUGAUUUUGUUGGAAACAUUCCAGUGAUUGAUAAUAUAUGCCGCACUUUCAGUGCAUAUCCU
Molecule: messenger RNA, 982 nt
Organism: Salvia miltiorrhiza (redroot sage)
Lineage: Eukaryota; Viridiplantae; Streptophyta; Magnoliopsida; Lamiales; Lamiaceae
Exons: 2
Coding region: 21-479 (152 amino acids)
Source: RefSeq, a predicted model, not a curated record